Messenger RNA from Hevea brasiliensis (rubber tree), 1500 nucleotides. RefSeq lists its product as uncharacterized. Lineage: Eukaryota; Viridiplantae; Streptophyta; Magnoliopsida; Malpighiales; Euphorbiaceae. Gene Ontology annotation, biological process: double-strand break repair via homologous recombination. The transcript is spliced from 4 exons. The record is from RefSeq and is a predicted model, not a curated record. The coding region runs from base 68 to 1321 and encodes 417 amino acids. Gene Ontology annotation, molecular function: 5'-flap endonuclease activity; crossover junction DNA endonuclease activity. Gene Ontology annotation, cellular component: Slx1-Slx4 complex.
CGAAUUGCAUCCCACUCCUCUUAACACACGCACACGCAGAGAGAGAGAGAGAGAGAGAGAGAGAGAGAUGAGGAAGAGGAAGUCAUGCCCGAGAGUAACAGGGAAGAGAACAUCAAAGGAAAUAGCAGAAAGACUAAAUCCGAGGGAAGAAAAUGGAGAUGAAAACGAAGAAGAGAAAAACAAACAAGGAAAAGGGUUUUACGCUUGCUAUCUCUUGACUUCCCUCUGCCCUCGCUUCAAAGGCCAUACCUAUAUAGGAUUUACAGUGAAUCCACGGCGUCGUAUUAGGCAACACAAUGGUGAAAUCAGAAGUGGAGCUUUUAGAACCAAGAAAAGGCGACCUUGGGAAAUGGUCUUCUGCAUUUUUGGUUUCCCAACUAAUGUAUCUGCUCUCCAGUUUGAAUGGGCAUGGCAGCAUCCAACAGAAUCAGUAGCUGUCAGGCAAGCAGCUGCAACUUUUAAAUCAUUCUCAGGGGUAGCUAAUAAGAUUAAACUUGCAUACACAAUGCUUAACCUUCCAGCUUGGCGGAGCUUGAACAUUACCGUGAACUAUUUCUCAACAAAAUACACAAAGCAUUCUGCUGCUUGCCCAAGCUUGCCAGAGCACAUGAAGGUCCAGGUUUGCCCCAUUGAUGAGCUUCCUUGUUAUACUGAAACAGAUGAGACUUUGUUGGAAUUCACGGAUGCUGAAUAUGUAUUUGAUGACAAGGAAGAAUAUGAUAACGCUGCCAAUAUUAAUGGCACUGUAGAAGCGAACAUGACAGAGAUCCAAUCUCACUCCAUGGAUGGGUUUCCAUGCUAUCAUAAAGGGGAGGAAAGUUCUGGCAGCAAAGAUAGCAAUGUUGAACAAUGCAAUGAAGGUGACAAUACAAGUGAGGCUGUAAAAGAAACGUGUGCAGACACAACAGUUCAUAUUUGUUUGGAUAUUGCACAUAACAUUGAUGAGAAUUCUUAUGAAAAAUUUGGUUGGUUUAAAGAGUAUGGCAAGAGAGAGCAAACUGUGAAGAAUAUUUUUGCAGAUUAUCCUCCUACUGCAGAAGUUGAUCAUGCACUAGUGGGUUCGGCAUCAUCCCCUUUUACUGACUUUUCUGAUGAUGGAUUAACAUCGAUGAAUAAGAACAUUUCUGAUUUGGAUUGGUUGAAUGGGAAAAGAUUUAGAGAGGAAUCUGAUAAAGAUCCACAUCCGAUUCACAAUUAUACUUCCCCACAAGAAAUUGAGGUUAUAGAUUUGUUAUCCCCAUCUUCAGGAUUCAAAAUUAGGUCAAGCAUAAAGAAGAGAAGAAUAUCUACUGUUUGUCCAGAGAUAAUUGACUUGACAUAGGCGCCUGAGUAAGUACUGAUGAGAUCAUUGACUUGAUGAAAUCUCCCUAUUAAUUUGUCAAAUUAUUCAGUGUUGGACAUAAUAAGUAAAACAAAUAAUGGGAAUAAUAAAUGAAGUGUUUCAAUAUGGAUUGUGUAGAUUGUAGUAUUAUUAUAACAGUCAGAAACUUUUCUUAUCCA